AUGCAAGCUCUAAAUAAGAACACAACAAACUUUUCAAACUAUUCUAAGAUAUCUGAGUCAUUGAAAGAAGGAAACUUAAAACUGACAUUAAACCCAAUGACAGAUGAGUUUCUGUUUCAAGACAAGAAGAACAAUACUGUCUGUAUAAAUCCAACAAAAGGAACUUUAAACGAGAAACCUAUAAAUGAACUUCUUUUGAAAGCAGAUGUUGACAACAAAGCUGACAAAGAAUAUGUAGACGAUGCAAUAGCAAAAGAAGAAGAAAGAGCUAACAAUGCUUAUGCAACAAAAGAACAUUCUCAUCCUGAACUAGCAGACAAAACAUAUGUUGACAAUAAAAUGUCAAGUGAAGUGACAAGAGCUGAAAACGAAUAUUCUAAAAAGACUCAUAUACAUUCUAUAUCUGAUAUUACAAACUUACAAGAAACCUUAAACAGUAAAAGUGCCGUUGGACAUACACAUACAUCUUCUGAAAUAACAGACUUAAACGUUAGCCUUGAAAAGAAAGCAGACAAGAACCAUACACAUGAUUUCUUCACAACUGUUGGUAUAGAAAGUAUUGAAGGAACGGUUGAAGAAACUGGUGGGGAUGCAUUAUAUUGUAAACCUCCUAACUUUCCACAAGGUUUAACAUCGGAUGACGACAUAACGACGAUGAGAAACAUUAGAUGUAAAGAUGUUUAUGUCAUGAAGGAUGAACAUAAUAUUAAAUUCACUGCUCAAGAUUUAUAUGACAAGAAAGCAGACAAAACAGAGCUUCAAACAUUAAAGACAGAAAUACUUCAAACAUUAUAUCCUAUAGGCUCUAUUUAUACGUCAAUGAACUCUACCAGACCAGAAGUAGUACUUGGUUUUGGAACUUGGACUCAAAUAGUCGACAGGUUUUUGUAUUGUGCAAACUCUUCAAAGGAAACAGGUGGAAGUAAAACGAUUUCGGGUGAAAAUUUACCUGCGCACAGUCACUACAUAGAUUUAAGUACAUCUCAAGCAGGUUGGCAUAAGCAUAGAUAUUGGGAUUGGUCAUCAAUGACAAAAGGUAAAGGAUAUGAUGUUAAAGACAACGUUAAGUUUGCUAUAAAUUGUUACUGGAGUAACACUGAGGGAGGAGGAAACCAUACACAUCGCGUUACAGGAUAUACGCAAACACGGGACAAAGUAGAAGAAUACAUGCCACCUUACAUGACAGUUUACGCAUGUAUAGAAAUGCUUAG
This is a messenger RNA of Trichomonas vaginalis G3, 1211 nucleotides long. RefSeq names its product phage tail repeat-like family. The record is from RefSeq and is a predicted model, not a curated record. The annotation marks the transcript as partial. The transcript has a single exon. NCBI's taxonomy places the organism in Eukaryota, Parabasalia, Trichomonadida, Trichomonadidae.